AUGGCUCGUAUAAUCCAUUUCCUCUGCGUAGUGCAUUUCACCUUCGCAAACACAUCACACUCGGUACACGAGAAGCCUCAAGCUUUUUUACAACCUAUUCGUAAAGACAAGGCCACAAAUCUCUACUACUCUCCUUUAUCGAUCGGUGUCAACAUGCUCAACGGGACAUACUAUAAAUCCUACAACAUCAAUCUUGCCAUUGACCUCGGCGGCUCUGCGCCGUUGUUGCUAACCUGUGCCGCGGCAGCCAAAUCCCGUUCUUACCACCCAAUCAAAUGUGGCUCUUCUAGAUGCAAACAAGCCAAACCGAUUCUUUCUCCUGUCCCACCAAUACUUCAAAGAAGCCACAUCUCAAAAAGCGGCGGACUGUGGAGCACGUACUCCACCUCAUCACCAUGUAGAUCCGCCCCUGGUCAAAAAUCAUUUUCCACUUCUUUCACUGAGCAUCCCAUCAAGAUUCGUCUCCUCCGAGACACUGUCUCUUUGGUUUACACGGACAACGGCUUCACCGUGAUAGGUGGCGAAAUCGAUUUGCAGAUGACUAUAGCUUGCACCGACGUUAAUGUUGACCCUUUGUUCAAAUCCUUUCCAUCGAUUGUUGUUGGGACAUUGGGUCUCCCUAAGACCUUUAUGGCCCUUCCUUCGCAGGCCGUUUCUUUUUACAAACUACCCUCAAAGGUGGCUCUUUGUUUGCCUUCACCAAACUCCGGAGACCCUUCUGGAUCUGGGGCUCUUUUCAUUGGUGGUAGUACUUAUUUCAUGGCGCUUUAUCUUGAAGAUGUCUCUAAGAUUUUUGCCUCCACGCCUCUGCUCCCUAGUGAUCCAUCUCGUGGUGAGUACUUCAUCGGUGUGAAGUCCAUCCAAAUUAGUGAAAAGACGAUUCCUUUCAUUAAGAAAAGCACCAAGAUCUGCAACUUGACUCCUUACACGGUCUUGCACAGCACCAUUUACAAGGCUCUGGACUUAGCCUUUGCCGGAAAAGCCAAGAUGGCUAAUGCUCCAGCAGUGAAGCCUUUUGGAUCGUGUUUCAGCUCCAAAGGACUUGGAAAGUUGAUGAUGGGAAGUCGUGUUCCGGUGAUCAAUUUAGUGCUGAAUGGUGGGGCUAAGUGGAGAAUUUAUAGGUCAAAUUCGCUUAUAAAAGUGAGCAAAAAUGUGGUUUGUUUAGGUUUUGUGGAUGGAUGUAUGGAUAUGAAGAGGGCGAUGGUGAUUGGAGGUUUUCAGAUGGAAGAUAAUUUAGUCGAGUUUGAUCUCAAGGCUUCAAAAUUCUCUUUCUCGGCCUCUCUUUUGCUUAUUAACUCUUCUUGCUCACAGUCAAGGCACUUCUGA
Molecule: messenger RNA, 1326 nt
Organism: Thlaspi arvense
Lineage: Eukaryota; Viridiplantae; Streptophyta; Magnoliopsida; Brassicales; Brassicaceae
Source: the annotation of a GenBank genome assembly